This is a messenger RNA of Clonostachys rhizophaga, 207 nucleotides long. NCBI's taxonomy places the organism in Eukaryota, Fungi, Ascomycota, Sordariomycetes, Hypocreales, Bionectriaceae. The record is from the annotation of a GenBank genome assembly.
AUGCCGAUAGGAGUCGAGCUCUCGGGAGACAGCCACUACGGCGUCAAAGUUUGGGUAACGGGACUGCUGAAUCCACGGUCCAUUGGAGCCUACUGCCACGAUCUCGCCAGCCAGGCGCACCAUGUACACUCGGUCGGUGGGGUGCCCGAUGGGAGACUGGCCGGCUGGACACGAGAUGAGGCAACUGGUGCUUCUGAGGCCCGGUGA